AUGCCUCGCGGCUGGUACCUAGCCCAAGGGCUGAUCCCACUCGGUGAAAGCAGUAGCGACGACGAGGAGGGGCCCUGUGAGCUCCCUAAUGGUCGCGUGGUCUGUGGCCCUCAUGGUCUGGUUGUCUGCCCCCGGUGCUUCUCGGACUACAGCUUCAUGGAUGAUGUUAUUAGUGGAAGCUCCGAUGAUGAAGAUACCGACGCGGAAGAUGAGGAUGAGGAUGAGGAUGACUUCACAAACGACAACAUUCCUUUGGCACCCCCGAGCGUUGGCCUAGACCUGAUUCGAGGAACCGGGCAAGUCUUUCCUACCAAAUUCAUCCCAGCAGCUCCGCUUGCUCCUCUGGAGCUGUUCUCUGGCCGGAAAGCCCAUAUGGCUGUGACAAGAAUCACUCUCCGAAAUGACACUGGUACCUGCCUGAUCCGCACAGACGGUGCUUGCCUGAACAACGGACAACGAAACCCAACCGCCGGCUGCGGUUUCUGGCACGGACUUGGUCCGUCGGGUGACCAGCUCACUGCAUCGUUCCGUUUAGAGAAGCAAGGCCCCUUCGGCGAUCCCCACGACCAGACCAGCAACCGGGCAGAACUCCGUGCUGUCAUUGCAGCCUUGCGCUUUCGGUAUUGGCCCGGAGAGGAUUUCCACACGCUCGUCAUUGCCACGGAUUCUGAAUAUGUGGUCGAGGGAUGCACCACCUGGGCUCGGACAUGGAUCCGGAACGGCUGGAGGACGCGGUUGGGGCCCGUCAAGAAUAAGGAUAUGUGGGAGGCUCUACUGGGGGAGGUUGAGCGUUUUGACCACAACGGGAUGGCUGUCAAAUUCUGGAGAAUUCCAAGAGAGGCGAAUAUGGUUGCUGAUGCAGCUGCAAAGAGCGGUGCAGGGAACCGAGAUGCACCUGAAGAAUGGGGUGACAUCUACGGGCUGGUUUCCUGA
Sporothrix brasiliensis 5110 is the source of this 933-nucleotide messenger RNA. RefSeq lists its product as uncharacterized. Gene Ontology annotation, molecular function: nucleic acid binding; RNA-DNA hybrid ribonuclease activity. The record is from RefSeq and is a predicted model, not a curated record. Bases 1 to 933 code for a protein of 310 amino acids. The transcript has 2 exons. Lineage: Eukaryota; Fungi; Ascomycota; Sordariomycetes; Ophiostomatales; Ophiostomataceae. Gene Ontology annotation, biological process: DNA replication, removal of RNA primer.